AUGGAUAAUGGUAUAGAGCUCGCUCACCAAGGCGAAGCCACAGAUGCAAUCCAUGACGACUCCGGGGGCGUCUCGGAGGCCGCUGCGGCCCUCGCCUGCAACUGCUGCCGGCGCCGUAAGCUGCGAUGUUCCCGGGAGGUUCCAACAUGUCAACAAUGCCGAAAGACAGGAAGUGACUGUGUUUACGAGUCCAAGAGGUCUAAGCCGGGGAUGAAAGCCGGUGCGAUAGAGAAUCUGCAUCGAAGAUUAGAUGCUUUGGAGAGAACAGUUCACCAACAAAGGGUCAAUCCACCAGACAGAGACAGGAGGCAGUCUGGGACUGAUAGCUCACCCAUCCGUGAAAGCCCUCAUGGCAGCUCCGCUGAACUUGAGAAGAAUGCAUAUAGCAUCAUGUCAUUCUUCGCAAAAGAGCUGCAGAAAUUCAACUCUAAAACCGCAGGUUCAUUUGGUGAGGGGAAGACCUCGCACGAGACAGACAAUCAACCUCCAAGGGCCAAACGGCGCCGUUUAGACGAUCAUGAUGAAGUUCAACCUCUAGUCCUUGGUAUUGGCACACCGUCUUGUCCAGACGAGGAUGAGUUACAAACCGUCUUACAAGCAUAUUUCUCACAUGUCCACCCCUGGAUUCCCAUCCUGCACGAGGCGAGGUUCCGUCGCAGACUCGCCGAGCCAAGUGAGUUUGAGGCACUGCGGGUUGUGUUGCAUUCAAUGAUACUCUCUGCUUCGAGGUACAUUAGUGACGAGGAAGUUGCUGCAGCCGUAUUCGGCUCACCGCAGCAGCGAAUUGGGGUGAGAGACUGGAUCGUGUCACAGGCAAUGAAGCACCUUACCGUGGAGAGUUUGCAAGCUCUCAUCAUCGUCGCCUUCAAUGAUAUUGGCAGUGGGGAGGCAUCUCAAGCCUGGUCUCUUGUCGGCUCACUUACUCGGACGGUGGAGUAUCUACAGCUCACGGUUGAACACGACGAUGCCGAGAGGCCGUCAUUAUCUCAACCGUUCGUGUCACUUCCUCCGCCCAACAACUGGACCGAGGCCGAGGAGCGGCGGCGGGUGUUCUGGAACGUGUUCAAACUUGACCGUUUGAUCUCUGUCACAAUGGGCUGGAACACCAGUCUUACCUCUGACGACGUCCACUGUCGACUGCCAUGCGACGGAGUUCUUUGGCGGAAGGAGGACCGAGUGGUCACCCCUUAUUUUGGUAUAUGGGACAAGGCUGCCGGUAGAAUCGGAAACCCCAUUGCCUUCAUACCGUCCCACUAUGCGCAAACAUCACAAGCAGUCGCGGAAGAAGAGACCCAAACACCAUCCGAGGCCGGCACCUCGCCGGGAGCGCAAGUUACUAGCGUCGACAUGUCGACCGUCGGUGCGUUUGCUUACUGUAUAGAAGCGACCGAGUCUCUCAGCAGAGUCACCAGCUACUUCCUGCAGCAGAAGAUCAACAUGCGAGAUCAGAGAGACAUAAGUAGCUGGCUUACCAGGUUCAAGGAGCUCGACCUCCGUCUUGUGCACUGGAAGAUGCUGCUCCCUCAAAAGUGGAAGGCGAACAUGGCCCGCCAGUCAACGCGCAUGGAUCCGAACCUGACUCUGGCGCACGUCACACACAACACCUCGAUGAUUCUGCUUCACCAGCUCAUCGCCUUCCCGCCAAGAGAUUGGUCUUUCCGGGCCCGUUUGCCAAGUAUUUUGAGCAUUGACACGUGCCAAACGGCAGCUGUGGAAAUCGCUAUAAUCGCGGAGAACUAUCUCAAGCAUGCGCCUUCGACAAUGCCAGUAUCCAGCCAAUUCGCGUUCUGUAUUUAUGUCGCCGCCAGAGUACUGCUACUACGGUGGAGGUAUGACCUCGGUGGAGAGCUUGUGCCUGAAUUCUGGUCCCUGGUACAAAUCCUAGAUGAGAUGGCUAGUCGUUGGGCCGGUCCUCACAGCCUGGAACCGGCGAGGGAUAACCUCGCCGGCAAGUAUUCCCGGAAGCUCACCGAGAUGCAUUCUAGAUGCCGCGACGACGCGUCUUUCAACAUCAACGUGUUGGGCUACACGACUGAGAUCGACCACACCAGCUUCAUGAAUCCGCCCGCCUUUCCUCAUUCCGCACGCAGUGGCGCCGUCCAGCAAGCAAUACCAGAGGCUAGGUCCAAUGGUGGCAGGACUGACCAGCAGAAUAACGGUAUUGGGCCAAGCAGCAACGUCGACAUGGUUGUUACGCAGCAGUAUGUCAACAAUAGCUCAACAAUAAAUCCCAACCAGCCGCCAAGUGCGAUGCUGGUGCAUCCUCCUAGGAUGGAGAUGAACGGCGUCGAGCCCAUGCCUCAGCCCAACAUGUAUCAUAGGGGUAGUGUCGGAAGCGGCGAGCUGAGCAAUAUUUCUCAGUUGCUUUUGGAUCAAGAGUUUGUCGAUAUGGACAGGAUCAUCAGUUUUGACGACGGCAUCUUCGGCACGGAAUACGAAGGUGGGGGAUGGUAA
This is a messenger RNA of Colletotrichum truncatum, 2454 nucleotides long. Lineage: Eukaryota; Fungi; Ascomycota; Sordariomycetes; Glomerellales; Glomerellaceae. The record is from RefSeq and is a predicted model, not a curated record.